Ipomoea triloba (trilobed morning glory) is the source of this 2257-nucleotide messenger RNA. RefSeq names its product protein NUCLEAR FUSION DEFECTIVE 4-like. The coding region runs from base 245 to 1987 and encodes 580 amino acids. The record is from RefSeq and is a predicted model, not a curated record. The transcript is spliced from 3 exons. Gene Ontology annotation, cellular component: membrane. NCBI's taxonomy places the organism in Eukaryota, Viridiplantae, Streptophyta, Magnoliopsida, Solanales, Convolvulaceae.
GGACAAAAUUACUCGAAACAAAUAUCCACCCAACUAAUAAAAAUUGCAUUUUCUGCAUAAUCAUUGAACAAUGCACUUUAUGAUCAUAUUUUCCCUCCCUUUCUGCAGCUCCUCUGCCUUUUCAGAAGCCCAUUGCACCUAGAAAUUAGUGUUUUCAUUCUAGCCAAGCCAGGCCAUAACAAAUUAACUAAACAAAUUGACUAAAAAAUAGCAUCUUUAUUAUCAUUCACCAAUUGAAUUGGAAAUGGGUGGGCUUAAAGAGAGUCUCAGUGUUUUCUUCAACAACAGGUGGCUGGUGUUCGUGGCUGCAUUGUGGAUUGAGACGUGUGCUGGGAUUGGGUAUCUGUUCGGAAGCAUUUCGCCCAUCAUAAAGAAAGCUCUGAAUUACAAUCAGAAAGAGGUGGCUUUAUUGGGCGUGGCUAAGGAUUUGGGGGAUAGCGUUGGGUUCUUGGCUGGAACCUUGUCCGAUGUGUUGCCAUUAUGGGCUACGCUUCUUGUUGGUGCCAUUCAGAACUUCCUUGGCUAUGGUUGGGUCUGGCUUAUCCUCACCGGCCGAGCUCCAGCUUUGCCAUUAUGGGCUAUGUGCCUUCUUAUCUUCUUGGGAACAAAUGGAGAGACAUACCUUAACACAGCAACACUUGUGUCAUGUGUUCAAAACUUCCCCAAAAGCCGGGGUCCUGUUGUGGGGAUACUCAAAGGAUUUGCUGGGUUAAGUGGUGCAAUUUUGACACAGAUAUAUGCAGUGGUGAAUUCCCCAGAUCAUGCCUCACUCAUAUUUAUGGUGGCUGUUGGACCGGCAAUCGUGGUAACUUCUCUCAUGUUUUUUAUCAGGCAAGUUGGAGCUAACAAACAAAUCAAUGCAUCAGAAUGCAGCUCAAGUUUUUCUUUCAUCUAUACCAUAUGUCUCAUUUUGGCUGCUUAUUUGAUGGGUGUAAUGCUUCUUCAAGACCUAGUUCAUGUCAGCCAAACCAUGAUCAAAGUUUUCACUGUGAUUCUGUUUAUUCUUAUCAUAAUCCCCAUUGUAGUCCCUGUGUAUUUGAGCUUGAGAUCUUCACAAGAAUCAGCAGAAGAGCCACUUCUCUCUGAGCCCCAGGCAAAAGAUACUGGCAAAUCUAAAGAGGAUAAUGACAAUAUUUUAUUUAGUGAGAUUGAAGAUGAGAAGCCUAAAGAUGUAGACUUGCUUCCUGCUUCAGAAAGGCAGAAAAGAAUCACACACCUGCAGGCAAAACUUGCCCAUGCAGCAGCAGAAGGAGCAGUGAGGAUUAAAAGAAGACGGGGUCCUCGUAGGGGGGAGGACUUUACCUUAACUCAGGCUUUAAUCAAGGCUGAUUUUUGGCUUAUAUUUUUCUCUCUUCUGUUUGGUUCUGGAUCUGGGUUAACUGUGAUUGAUAAUCUGGGUCAAAUGAGUGAAUCUUUAGGGUACGAUAACGAACAGGUUUUUGUUUCUAUGAUCAGCAUUUGGAACUUCCUUGGCCGAGUUGGGGGCGGUUAUUUUUCUGAAAUAGUUGUCAGGGAGUAUGCUUAUCCAAGGCAUGUAGCCAUGGGUGUUGCCCAGGUUACAAUGGCAUUUGGGCAUUUCUUCUUUGCAAUGGGGUGGCCUGGGGCAAUGCACAUUGGCACUCUUUUGGUUGGUCUGGGCUAUGGGGCUCACUGGGCAAUUGUGCCAGCUGCUGCUUCUGAAUUAUUCGGGUUAAGAAAUUUUGGGGCUUUAUACAAUUUCCUCACCCUGGCAAACCCGGGAGGUUCAUUAGUCCUCUCGGGUGUUAUUGCUAGCAGUAUAUAUGAUAUAGAGGCCGAGAAGCAAGCCCAAGAACGCCGUUAUACUCUCACUGCUGGUGAGUCUAUCAAGUGCGAAGGCGCUGUCUGCUUCUUUUUGACCUCUCUGAUAAUGUGUGCUCUUUGCAUUAUUGCGUCUGGUCUGAGCGCAAUUCUAGUGUACCGAACAAAAUCUGUCUACGCUAACCUCUAUGGAAAAUCUCUUAGAUAACUCAUCUCCCAAGUAAUAUGGUUCUUGAUCUGAUUAGUAUAUCCUAUCCUCAAGAAGCAGUGCUUUUAGGAUUCCUUCAUGGUUAGGUUGUAUAUAUAUUGUUCUACUUUUGACUAUGUUUGAGAACAAUAGUGUCUAUGUUUCUUAGCUGCUGCCAACUACUAUGUAGUGUGAUGACACUUCUGUUACCAUUCUAGAUGGGUGGUCACGGCCUUACAGGAAAUAUUGUUCAAGGUUUAUGUCACAGACAAUAUAAUGCACUUCAUUUCA